UACAUCACAAGACGUACUUUCAUAUUGUAUAUAUUUGUAUUGUAGAUAUAAAUAAUUUUCCUUAUAAACUUGAUCAAAGUUUAUGGAGUUUAACUUUUCAGAAUAUCUAUAAGUACUACUCGCCGCCGGCUAGCCUACCGGACUAGUGGCAUCAGUGGUCAAAAGUAAACUGCCUCAGCCAAGUUCAUAGCCCCAUCGCCGCAUGGCGUCCUCCUCCCCUCCGCACGUCGUGGAGGAUAUGCGCCCUUUCCUCCAGCUCCUCAGCGACGGCACGGUGAUUCGUUUCCCGGACUACAACCCGCUCCCUUCCCCGUCCCCGCCGCCCGACCAGCCCGUUGUCGAGUGGAAGGACGUCGUGUACGACGCCGACCACAACCUCAAGCUCCGCGUGUACAAGCCACCGGCGGCCUCCUGUGGCGAGAAGCUCCCGGUGCUUGCCUACUUCCACGGCGGCGGGUACUUCAUGGGCAGCUUCGAGAUGCCCAACUUCCACGCCUGCUGCCUCCGCCUCGCCGGCGAGAUCCCGGCCGUGGUGCUGUCCGCGGACUACCGCCUCGCCCCGGAGCAUCGCCUCCCCGCGGCCCUCGACGACGCGGCGACCUUCCUGUCCUGGGUGCGCGGGCAGGCGGCGGCCGAGAGCGCCGACCCCUGGCUCGCGGGGUCGGCGGAUUUGAGCCGGGUGUUCGUUUGCGGCGACUCGGCCGGCGGGAACAUCGUCCACCACAUGUCCGUCCGUCUCGGGCUGGGCAGCCUCAGCCUCGACCCCGCGCGCGUCGCCGGGUGCGCGAUGCUCUGCCCGCUGUUCGGCGGGGCGCCGGCGUGCGACCAGCUGUGGCGCCUGGCGCUGCCGCCGGAGUCCACGAGGAACCGCGACCACCCGCUGGCCAACCCAUUCGCGCCCGGGGGCCCGGCGCUGGACGGCGUCGUGCUCCCGCCGAUGCUCGUGGUGGCCGCCGAGCGCGACCAGCUGCGCGGCCCAACCGCGGACUACGUCGCGAGGUUGAAGGCGAUGGGGAAGCCGGUGGAGCUCGUGGAGUUCGAGGGGCAGGACCACGGGUUCUUCGUCAUCGAGCCGUACGGCGACGCCGGAAGCGGCGUGGUCCGGGCCGUCAAGCGAUUUGUGUGCGACGACGGCUAGACCCGUGGUCCGGUUUUACAGUUCUCUCCUGGGUUUUGCGAUUCAGUUACGAAACUUCUACUACUAUCUCUCUUUGUUUUACUACUACUACUAAAA
Molecule: messenger RNA, 1234 nt
Organism: Triticum aestivum (bread wheat)
Lineage: Eukaryota; Viridiplantae; Streptophyta; Magnoliopsida; Poales; Poaceae
Product: probable carboxylesterase 15
Exons: 1
Coding region: 203-1138 (311 amino acids)
Molecular function (GO): hydrolase activity
Source: RefSeq, a predicted model, not a curated record